UAUUUUGGUUAUUUAAUGAAAGCAAUGUAGACUUAAGAAAAAUUAAAAAAAAAAAAAAUUGGAAAUCUGUAAACAUUUUUUUUGUAACUCGAAAUUUGUUUGUUCUUUGUUUGGCUACUUUCGGUUAAGAACCUGAUUCCAAGGUCUAUAGCGAGAUCUGAAGAAAAGAAAAAAAGGCCAGCAGAGUCGAAGAAAUCGGCCAAGAAGGCUUACUUCUCUUUCUGAUCGCUCCUGAAUUCUCCAGAGACAAUGAUCCGAUUCAUAUUAUUGCAGAACAGACAAGGGAAGACUCGUCUUGCCAAGUACUAUGUUCCUCUCGAGGAAUCCGAGAAACACAAAGUCGAAUACGAGGUACAAUCCACUCUCUAUCUUCCUCUUUUUCUUCCCGUGUCCUACUCUCGUGUUCCUGAUCCUCAGUUUUCCCUCCAGGUUCAUAGGUUGGUGGUGAAUCGCGACGCAAAGUUCACCAACUUCGUCGAGUUUAGAACACACAAGGUGAUAUACAGGCGUUAUGCUGGAUUGUUUUUUUCCGUGUGCGUGGAUAUAACCGAUAACGAGUUGGCUUACCUUGAGUGCAUCCAUCUGUUUGUGGAGAUAUUGGAUCAUUUCUUCAGCAAUGUCUGUGAGCUUGACUUGGUGUUUAAUUUCCACAAGGUGUACCUGAUACUAGAUGAGUUCAUUCUUGCUGGGGAGCUUCAAGAAACAAGCAAAAGGGCAAUCAUCGAAAGGAUGUCAGAACUCGAGAAGCUGGAGUGAUGACUGAUUAGCGAUUUCUUAAGAAGCUAGAGUGCUUGGCCAGAUGUUUUAACUUCGUUGAGUUAAAGACAAUGGUGUUGAUAAGACUCGGAUACAGAAUGAUUCUGCUCAGAUUAUCCAUCAAUUUUUUUCUCUGUGAGAUUUUCAUUUCACCUAGUGAGAGGUUACAGACAUUGAAUUCUGUAUAAAAAACUGUUUUCAUUUUGCAGACUCCCCUCGAAAACUCACUAACACCAUUUCUAUAUUACACCUAGCAUAAACAAAAGGAUUGGUGGAAAAAUUUGAACAUAGCUUACACUAUAUUCUCAGAUUCUUCUUAGAUAAGAAGACAAAAGUGUUCCACACGGGCAAAUUUGACAAAGAUGUACCGCUUAUUGUAAAUCACAUAAACAGCCAACAUCAAUGGAAGAAGAAGCAAUUAGAGUUACUGAUGUAGCAAAUGCAACUUUACUGGGAAAUCUACACAAAUUCAUCAAUCAAUCAAACAGACAUGAACACAAACACUAUUCAUAAUAUGAACAUCACUUACCCUAAAUCCAAAUAUUCUUCUUAGAUCAACAAAACUGUUGCACAAAAAGCAAAUUUGACGAAGCUUCAAGAUCAUAUCACCGGCAAACUUAUGCAACAUCCAUGGGGAAAUAAAGUCAGAAAGUGAUAAAGAAAACAAGAUCUUAAGAGGAGGUAGAAGACAUCAAAUCUUUGUCUUCUUCGGCUUCACAGGACACUUUACAUGAGAAUCAUCCUCCUCACCUUCUUCAUCAGACAAGAUUUCGUCGGGGACAUCAUCUGGAACAUUAUGCUUUGUAAUAAACUCCUUAAGUAUCCUCAUACUUUCCUCUUUCAUCGAAACCAAUUGGUCCAAGACAGUAUCACCUUUGUUUGCAUCAAUGGUGUAGCUCUCUGUCCCAAGCCGGAAUGCGGCUUCAACCAGAUUCUUCGCAGGGACUGAAUCGUGACUCUCAAUCUCCAUAUUGUUAAGCCUGAACUCAAUCCGGGUCGAAGAAGAAAGCCAAAGGCGGAUGGAGCCGACGAUUAAGAGCGAUUACAAAAUUAGGGUGAGCUGAUCGAAAUAUUCGGAUUAAUUGCUCAUGUUUUUUUGUCGUCUUCUUCUGAUUAUAUGAAAGCCCAAUAAGGAGUAGUUUACAUCCAUAUUGAGUCCAGAAGACCCAGCAAGCUGUUUACA
Molecule: messenger RNA, 1939 nt
Organism: Thlaspi arvense
Lineage: Eukaryota; Viridiplantae; Streptophyta; Magnoliopsida; Brassicales; Brassicaceae
Source: the annotation of a GenBank genome assembly